CGCUGAAAAGCAAAAAUGUCGGCAAGCGUUACAUCCUAGUGUUUUCAGAUGCUGUAUUUCAGCUCCUAAUGAAACCUUAUUUUAUGAAAUGACAAAAGAAUGCGAUUCCUUACCAAAAGACCCUGUAUCCUGCGACCACGAAAUGUGUGUAGCGAAAAAAACUGGUUUCAUUACCGCGGAUGGGGACAUUGAUAAAGAUAAAGCAAUUGAAACGUUAGAGAAAUCUCAUGCAGGUGAACCUGCGAUGAUAAAUGCGAUUAAAACGAAAUGCUUCGACGGGGACAUUUCAACUUAUGGACCACCAGAUUUCUGCGACUUAAUCAAGUUCAAAAUGUGCUAUAAGACGCAAGUGUUCUCAAAUUGUCGGGAGUGGAAUAACUCUGGCGACUGCAAGGGAGUAAAGGAAUUGUCUGAGGAAUGUAAUAAAAUAUUUUCGUAAAAAUUCUUUGCCGUUGGAAAAGAGGCCGCGAAUGAAGGAAAAACGUUGAAAUUUUCUAAUUAAAUUAAACUUGAGCAUUAUGUUGGGUUUUAUUUUGGAUGUUUUAAGUAGGUUAAGGAAUGAUGGAUCGUUAAUCGUUACUUGUUUAGCGCCUAUUUCUAGAUUGAGACAUUCAAAUUAUGAACAAUUUCAAAAAGAGUGUUAAAGUAGAAUACCUUAUUACCCUGUGCUUAAUGACAUUUCACUUUAACAAUUGCGAUGGGCCUGCUUUAAAGGCCCAUGUGUGAUAUUAUUUCUAACUAUUAGUGUUGUUCUCAAUCUAUACAAAUGAAAACCAUGUUAUUUGUUUUAAGUUAUGUAAACACCAAA
Trichoplusia ni (cabbage looper) is the source of this 808-nucleotide messenger RNA. RefSeq lists its product as uncharacterized. Gene Ontology annotation, molecular function: odorant binding. The record is from RefSeq and is a predicted model, not a curated record. Bases 89 to 439 code for a protein of 116 amino acids. NCBI's taxonomy places the organism in Eukaryota, Metazoa, Arthropoda, Insecta, Lepidoptera, Noctuidae. The transcript is spliced from 4 exons.